This is a messenger RNA of Nelumbo nucifera (sacred lotus), 885 nucleotides long. RefSeq lists its product as uncharacterized. NCBI's taxonomy places the organism in Eukaryota, Viridiplantae, Streptophyta, Magnoliopsida, Proteales, Nelumbonaceae. The record is from RefSeq and is a predicted model, not a curated record.
CCAUAAAUAACAAAAGACACUCUCUUUUUGUGUUGAGUUGAGCUCUAUAAGUCUACCUCCAUCUUUUGACUACUUUCACUCAGGCCAAUAUCGUCUGCACUUCCUCUUGCAACCACCAUCACAAACAAUGGAUUUUGAACACAGAAGAAGCCACAUUCCAGCAUUUGGGAACUGGGACUACACAGAUGAUCUCCCAGUUACUCAGUGUUUUCAGUCAGCUAGGCAAGCUGGGUUGCUUUGCUAUAGCGCCUCGUAUGAACGAGAUCUAUACGUUAUUGGCGAUUUGUAUGGCCACGAUGAUCUAGAGAAGCCACCCAGAUCUCUUGUUGUUCCUCUCAAGACAAAGGGAACUGAAGAACGUUAUACACAGCAUGUUAACCAACAGAAAAAACAAGGUAGUGUCUAUGACAUGACAGAAACGCCAUUGAAACAACAACCACCUUAUCUUCACUCGCUAUCAUCACUACCACCACCACCCAGGGCUCCUAAACCUGUUGACGAAGAUUUAUACAGAAUAUCACCUGAUCUCCUCUACAGCAAGCCUAAGAGGAAAAGGAUGUUUGAGUUCUUCUCAAGCUGCUUACUGCCCACUUGUGUUGUGUGAAUAUUUUUGUAAAGCUUUCCAUGCUAGAAUUCCACUGGAGUUAUAUACAAAGAGAAAAGUAGUGUUUAGGGUGAUUUGUGAACCAUUGAAAGGAAAAUGAGAAGGCAGAGUUUUAUUCUAAUAUCAUUUGACUUAGUGCUUUGGUUUUUUAAUGCUUUUUUUUGGCGGUUUUUUAAUGUACAACGCACCUGAUAAUGCGCUUCCACAAAGGCAGAGUUUUAUUUUGAUUUGUCUUAUGCUUGAUUUUGAUAUUGAAACUUGAAAGUAUGCUUUGCCGAUUA